GGUAGAAUUAUAUUAGUCUAUGACUGAAACAUUUUUUUGUUUGUUGUUUGUUAUUUUUUAAUUGUGGCGUGGUUUGGCGUUGCGGUAUUUCGUGUUUUGACGACUAUAUAAGUUUGUAAUUUUUAUAAAAUCGUACCUGUUCUUCUAAACAGAAGUCAAUAUGAGUUAUUCAGUGAAUAACAUAUUUACAGCUUUUCAAGAGUAUUUGAACUCAGAUCAAGACCUGAGAGAGGAAAUACGCACAAUUGUGAAGGAUAUUGAGCAGUCGUCUCGUGAAAUGCUAACAACUCUGCAGAGAAUUCAUAGUGAAGGUGGUCAAAAAGAAAUUGCUGCCAUCUGCUCGGAUGCCAGGAAGCUGCUGGGGCCUGUGCGUGGGGGCUUUGCCAAGCUGUCGGAGAAGAUCCCGUACCAGACGUACUACCGCUACAACGACCACUGGAGGUUCGCCACCCAGCGCCUCACGUUCCUCGUCUCGCUGAUCAUCUACCUGGAAACGAGCAAGCUGGCCACCCGGGAGGAGGCCGCCCAGGCUCUGGGGGUACAAAUUGAACGUGAGAAUGGCUUUCACCUGGACUUAGAGGACUACUUGUUUGGACUGCUCCAAUUGUCUUCUGAGCUUUCUCGUCUUGCAGUCAACAGUGUCACCUAUGGCGACUACGCUCGACCAAUCGAACUGUCUCGUUUUGUGACGGAACUGAAUGCGGGAUUCCGUCUCCUGAACCUCAAGAAUGACAACCUCCGUAAAAGGUUCGAUGCUCUCAAGUACGACGUAAAGAAAAUCGAAGAGGUUGUGUACGACCUAACCAUUCGCGGCCUCAAGCCAGAGUUGGUAGCACAGCAGGCGAGCAGUCACGAAGAACACGCCGGGGUUGUUCUCCAGCAGUAAGACCUUCAGAUGUAACGUGUGUUGUGUCAGUGCUGUACGCUACUUGAAUAUAAUUUUAUGUGGGUGCUUUUUACAGCGUUCAAUCAUCGUAGCAUAGUCGUCUAGUUCUAGAGGUUGUACUCUAAAAGGAAAUGCGUGAAGGUUUUUUUUUUGUGACCUGUGUCAGUGGUGCAUCAGUGCGCAAAAAUGUGUUUAGUGAAACAGCAAUCUGUGUUCAGGGGCGUACGCAGGGGAAUGGUGAUGAAGGGGAUAUCCUCCCCCACCCGAAAUCCUAAAAAAAUUCUUUAAAAUUCUAUCAUUCCCACCAACAAAAGGAAAGAAUUUGGAAAAAAAAACAGCUGGCAAAGUGUUUUACUCCUCCCCACUCCUCACCCUCACCCCACCCCACCCCAAAAUGAAAUUCUGCGUACGCUUGAGUGUGUUUCUGUGAAGCAUUUUAAGACAUUUCUGACACCUGUGUGUCACAGACUUCCGUUAUACUCGUUUUUAAGUUUGUCCAACAUUACGAAUGGGUUUUUAAUCAGUGUUUUGUUUGAUAUGAAUUGUACUAGGUUUUUUAGAUAUAUUUUUUUUCAAGCUUAGCUUGGCGUAAUUUUUUUACAACUUGGCAUGAGACUCCCCUUGUUAAGAACUGUAUUUUUUUUACCCAUUUCUAUAAUUAUAUAGACCUGCAAAUGUUUCCAAUAAUGAAAACAUUAUUUAUUUAUAUCCAUUGCAAGUAAAUUAGAUUUUUUAGCUUCAUGGAAGGGAAAUAAUGUAUAAUGAUAGUCAAAUUCCAUAUUUAAAUAUGGUUUUGAAAUCUGUAUUCUUCAGCAUUCUUUGAAUUCACAUAGUUUUAAGCUCAAGUUAUGUUCGUAACUGUGUGAAACCUUGCUAAAGUAAUAGUUACCAAACAGAUGUUAACAGUGAAGAAAUUGUUGGUUUCAUGAAAUAAUGUAAUUUAAAUCAGUCUUAUUGUAUUAUAUUCUUUUAACAAAGUUUGUAUUAAAAAGUAUCUUUAUAGACCAAUAGUUCUCAAACUAUUUGUUUUGGAACAUUUUAUUAAAAUUAUUGUAUUUUAAUUUGAAAGAAUUUUUCGUCAUACAAAAUGCUAGAGUUAAAGAAAUAGGUGGUAAGAAUAUUAUAUUUGGUUUGCCAAAUUUCCCCCCUGAUAUUCAAGAAGCUAAGAAUGCAUUCAAUUGUGGAACUACAGCAAAGAUCUACAUUCUAUUUAUUUAUUGGUGGAAAGAUUGCAGCGAGCUUCAAAGCAUGCCUGUAUAUUAAGUUUAGUUGUGAUGUUGAGUAAAUGGCAUCUGAAAUGAGACUAUUUUAUGGUCACUUUUUUUUUCUUCUUCAAUGGGUAUGUAUUUUUACUAAAAUCCAUUUAUUUAUGUUUAAAAAUUUGCAAUGAAAGAAUGGGUCAUUUAAUGGUUGGCAAAAAAAAAAUAAUGGUUUUAAAAUGUUGAGAAUUUUUGUAUACCAUACAUCUUAUAACACAGUUCUAGUGUAUCAUAUUAAAAAAAAAUAUUGUAUUUUAAUUUUUAUUGUAUGUUAUAAUCAUUCACGUAUUUAUAAACUUUUAUAUACAAACAAUUAUUGUGUUGUUCUAUUUAGUCCUACAAAAUUUAUGUAUGAAAGCAAGUGUUUUAAUUGCAGCUGUUAUGACAUUAUUAGAUUCACUCAUAAAUAUGUUCUUAGUGU
Bacillus rossius redtenbacheri is the source of this 2566-nucleotide messenger RNA. It is a transcript of the gene trsn, whose product is annotated as translin. The record is from RefSeq and is a predicted model, not a curated record. Gene Ontology annotation, molecular function: single-stranded DNA binding; RNA binding; sequence-specific DNA binding. Lineage: Eukaryota; Metazoa; Arthropoda; Insecta; Phasmatodea; Bacillidae. The transcript has 5 exons. Gene Ontology annotation, cellular component: nucleus; cytoplasm. Gene Ontology annotation, biological process: RNA metabolic process. The coding region runs from base 161 to 886 and encodes 241 amino acids.